Messenger RNA from Aspergillus niger, 771 nucleotides. RefSeq lists its product as uncharacterized. The transcript has 4 exons. Gene Ontology annotation, molecular function: oxidoreductase activity. Lineage: Eukaryota; Fungi; Ascomycota; Eurotiomycetes; Eurotiales; Aspergillaceae. The record is from RefSeq and is a predicted model, not a curated record. Bases 1 to 771 code for a protein of 256 amino acids.
AUGGCCUUUGCUGGAUCAUCCGUGGGCAGAACAAAGGGCUACCUGGAUUUCCUCGGAAAGGAACAGGACUACCACACAAUGGUGUUGUACCGCUCCUAUGACGGACUCGCUUCCAGCAAUUUCAGUUCGUUCCCGCAGGAAGUAUCUUUCGAAGAUAUCAGAGGAAAGGAGACCGAAUUCUCGAUACAGGAACAAGGAUUCUGUCUAUACUCUCUCAGCACCAAAAUGUCGUAUAUAGAUUUCGACGAUGACUUUGAGAUCCGCGCAACACUCUACCCUGAAGUUAAACGGAUAUUGCAGAGGCUUACAGGAGCAUCGAUCGUCAAGAUAUAUUUCCACUGGGUGCGCGGAAAACAUCCAUCAGGUAGUGGACCGGUUGGGUACGCCCACAUCGACACGACGGGGCCCUCGGGAGCAUAUAUGUUCGAGACUUACCGUGCGAACUCCGGUGUAGACAUUGCGCCAUCGCGGAAAUAUGAAUUUUAUACCUUUUGGGUGCCGUUGCUUCCGGUACAAGACUACCCAUUAGCCCUUUGCGAUCAGCGCACGGUGAAGCCAGAGCAUCUACUUCCUGUGACGCAUUACGAUUCUAGCGCGACCUCCCAGAACUGCUUUCUACAGCAUGACCCUGAGCAGAGAUGGUACUUUAUAAACAACCAACAGCCGUCCGAGGCUUGGAUUUUCUAUCAGGGAGGUAACAGGGUUGAGAACAAGCCUGGUAUGUCAGCUAUAGUGUUUCGAUUACUUCUUCACUGGCUGUCACUAAUUUAG